GUUCGCUAUCUUUUGGAAUGGAUGGAGGAAGACGUAGAAGAAGCAGACGAAGCUGACGAUACAGUGAAGCCAGAGCUCUGUCACCCAUUAUGCCAGUGCUCAAAAUGUGAGCCAAUACAAAAGAAGCUUGCAAGAAUCCCUGCUAAUGGACUUGGAGUAAAUGUUACAAACCAGGAUGGCUUUACACCACUACAUGUGGCUGCGCUGCAUGGGCACCCUGAGUUAGUCUACCUUUUGUUGAAACACGGUGCCAAUAGCAGUGCAAAGAAUAUGAACCAUGCCGUACCUCUUCACCUGGCUUGUCAGAAAGGUCACUUUCAGGUAGUAAAGUGUCUAGUGGAUUGCAAUGCUAAACAAAAUAAAAAGGAUGUACAUGGAAAUACUCCCUUAAUUUAUGCUUGCUUGAAUGGCCAACAUGAGAUUGCUGCCUUGUUGUUAGAGCAUGGGGCCUCUGUUAACCUUUCCAACAGCAAGGGAAAUACAGCACUGCAUGAGGCUGUGAUAGGAAAACAUGAAGUCUUGGUAGAGCUGUUACUUCAGAAUGGUGCUUCGAACCACAUUAGGAACAAAAGGCAAUGUACGCCUCUUGACUGUGCUGAGCUGAAUUCAAAUAUCAUGAAGUUGCUACAAACAGCACCAAGCUAUGCACCAACAUCAGCGGAGGGAGGAGAAACAGACUAUGAGCAGCAUGUUACUAUCAAUAUCAGGAAAAAAGUAAAUGUUAAGUUACCUGAGACAGCAGAUGAUCCCAUCAGCAGACGACUUCAACUGGUCCAAUCAAUCAACAGAUUUAACAAAUCAAAAUAUUUACGGAGAACAAUAACAAGAGAUAAAAGUGUCCCUAAUUUUGAUGACGAAUUAUUGCAUCAGUUAGCUAUUAAGAGCUUUGAUAAGACCAAGUUAAAACCUAUUGACCAGAUGUUGGACCAGAGCAAAGUUAAGAUUAUUGAUGCAGAAAGCAAUGGUGAACCUGUGAAACAGGAUGAUGUGAUAGAUGCUCCUCUUAGAAGUAAACUAAUGCACCGAAGACAUACAGUUAGUGUGGCACUUUCAGCAGAGAAUGUCAGUGACGACAGUGAUUUAUCCAACACAAGAGAUCCAAGUAUUUCACUGUCAAAAGACUGUUCUGGUGACUUGCUAUCAAAACACUAACAAGGAAGUGUGAAUUUGCUGUCAAAAACUAAAGAACCAGAUGGUGCCAGUUUCAAAAUCCUCCUGCUGGGCAUUAAAGAAUUAAAUGAAGCUUAGAAACUGCUUUCAAAAAUGGAUCAUAAAGAUGAAUCUUUAGCAAAGGCAGAAUGUUCCCGUACGGCUUGCACUUUUGAAGACUGAAUCCUCUGUUUAUCAUGGAAACCCCUCCCCAGCCAAUUUGUGACUGAUUUCAGGAAACUGAGACAUAUUGAAAUGUCAAAGUAUUUAGACAGAAAGAAGUGAUUGUUUCCCAUUCCACUUUCAAAGCACUUAUUAAGAAAUUACUUAUAACAGUAGAGGGGAGAGGCUAUAUGGGUACUUUCUAGCUGCCUACUCCUGUUUUUUAAAGGGCAUUGAAUUGUUUUUUUCUUUUCAGUUUUGUCACUAAAUUGGUUAUAUUUAUUGCCAGAAGGAAUUCAAAAGUCCCUAUUUUUAUUAUAAUGCUAUGAACCACUAUAGUGUUUGUUUAAUAGCAUUUUAGACAUUAAUGUAAUUUCUGUAUGUUGCAACUGGCUGCGCAAACAGUCCAUAAAAAUCUACAGUAUGAUGUAAAGACCUUUAAAUGAGAUGAACAUGAACAGUAGUAUCCUGCAGUCCCUAUACAGACAAAGCGCCCACUGAUUUCAGUGGAACAUUUACCUGCAUAGGGUCUGUAGGAUCAUGUACUACUGGGAAUGAAAUAAAGUAAAAUGCUCUUGACACAGAACAGCUUUGGACUGAAGAAUGUUCAGAUCCCAAUUAAAAUAUUCAUGUCUGUGCAGAAACAAGCAUACUUAACACACACAGUUGGCUUUUCUCCCUGAACAAAUCAGACAAAGCCACACACAUUCACACUUCCGCACGAAGCCUACAGCUACUAGGUAAGUGAUCUGGCAGGGAAAGUAAGAGUUUGCAGAAACUGGCUGCAUGUUAUCCUAUUUUAAAAGGUGAUAUUUUAAAGGAUGCUCAUAGAUAACUAGAUGGAAGCUUAGAUGUGGAACCUGUUAACAUGUUUUCAGUUUAAAUUUUCUUUUAAAAAAGUGUGAGUUAAAAAGAGACUGCAGUAGCACAAUUCAGAUUCUUAAUGAUAGUUUUGGUUUACAGGUGGUCACAUCCAAUUAAUCUUUUGUUUUUUUAUAAAAUAGUAAUAUAGAACAUUUUGAUUUUUUAUGGUGAUAUUGAUACUAUGCUUAGGGCACUGUGAAAUUGGAGGACUUCUCAUGUGAUUGUUUUCAAAUAGAUGUUUAAUGAGAGAAGUAAAAGGUGCAGCCUGUACACACCACUGAAAAAACUCUAAGAUGAAGGUUGCAUGUAUAUUUUUCUAAAUAAUUUGGGUUCAUUUAAUUUUUUAACUUGCCUUUGGAUUUGUGCCAAAUAUUGGAAAAGAAAAAUAGUAAAAGUAAUGAUUCUUAAAAAUGUUCUUAACUUUGACUACUUAUUUAAAAACUGACUCCCUUUAGCACUUUCUUCUCACUGUUGGUGGUGUAACUUAAUGUUUGACUAUUUUACUUUAAGCCUAAGGAUGGUUUAAUUGAUCUUUUGGAAUAGUUACAUUAAGUUGGGAUGGCUUCCUCUUCCCUACACCUUCAUAUUACCACAGAAGAAAUGAACAUGCUUUUCCCCCUUUCAACUUUAUUCUUUAACCUAAUAUAAAGGCCUGCAUAUAAAAGGGAAAAAGUUGCAGAAGCAGUUGGAUUUAAAUGGGUAUUUCCUAUUUCUAGGUGACUUCUAUGUAUGUCCUUCCCUCUCUGCCCCAUACUGUACAUUCUAGUUAUAAACAACUUGAGAGAAAGGAUGAGCCUGUGCUUAAAUUACAGCAGGAGACAUGGACUGUACUUUUGGUUCUCAAAACAGACUUUGAAUGUGACCUAUGGCAAAUCCCUUAUUGUUACUCUAUGUAAAACUGGAUUAAUUACCUACGUACAUAGGGUUGUUUCAUGGACAAAUUUAUUUUCUAUAAAGUGCCUGGAGAUGUUUAGCUGGAAGGUGCAAGGUAUUAUUUGUAAAUUUAAGAUUAAAAUAUGGGUAAACUUAUUUAAAGAGAAAGCUUGAGCACAUUUUUAUAAUUGAUUUGUGGAGAUUAACUUCAGUUUUUAAUUACAGCAUUCUCUUAAAAGAUUGCCUGUCUACCUGCUUCAGUAAAAAAUGAAGUUGGAUGAGUCAGUUAAUUAGAUGCUUUUAAUAGUUACAAUAGUAUAUUACCAUCAAGUAUAAAAAGAGAUAUGGAAGUAAGAAUUCAAUGCAAUAUAUUCAAAACAGUCCAAGUGUACUUUAUUAGGUAUUUAUUAUAAACCUAUUAUGCAGACCAGCCUUAGUAACAAGAUUUGUCAUGCUGUUUAUUCAGUAACCUCUCCUUUGGAAAAUAUACUUCUAAUCCUGCUCUUUUACUCCUUUUGGGGAAAAACUAGAGGUAAAUGUAAGUGGAUCUGAAAUUAACUAGUUAAAGCUUUUUAAAUGUUGCUAGUAGCAAACUAGAUGUAACUAACAAAUUUAAAUACAGUACAAUACUUACUGCAAAAUAUUUCAUACUUCAAAUGUAUUUCUAUGCAAUUAAUAAAACAGCUCCCGUAAGUGUUUGUAAUAAGUUUCAGCAUUGAUAGGUUUUUUUGUUUUUGGCCUGAGUCUGAGCUAUUUCCCAAUCACUGUCUAACUUUUCAUUUGGAGGACACUACUUGCAUCUUCAGCCUUGUCUGUUGGGAUACUAUUGCGAUUGCCUCCUUGAAAGCUUCUCAAAAGCCCUCCCCUGUAGAAGUGAACUUAUCUCAGAUACUUCCAGUAAUAAGUAGGCCUGAGCAUGGGUAACAUGGCUGGAUGGUUCAAAACUGCUACAUCACUUCAGUUAUCAAAACAGGGAGACACAAAAAUGAUGUGCACAUUGAACAAAGUGUUUGUUUGACUAGAACUGCCCAACCACUGAUUGGUUGGGGUGAAGUUUUUUAAAAAACCAAGACAACACUUAGGUUAAAUUCAAGGUCAUCCAUCCAUCCUUUAUAGUGCAAUACAUACAGCAAAUCACACUGAGCAAACCAAGACUCCCCCGCCCACAGCUCUCCCCCAAAUACCUCUUCAAAACAAUGGAUUUGCAGUAUAUAGUCUGCAUGUGGUCAAGUUCUUCUUGCUCUGAAACAGCAUGUGUGAAUUCUAAAGUCAGACUGUUCUACUUCAGGGAGAAGCCCCCCACCUCAGCAGUUCCUUCUUUGCUGUUACUAUGAUCAUACAUGGCACAGAGAAGGGGCAGUCCUUCAAGGAAGCAGGUUCCAAGACAUUUAAGGCACUUUUUUUUUUUUUUAUAUAAAACCUACCUAUUUUUUUCAGCUGAAAUGUACAGGUCUGCACUAUAACUACUGAUAAGUCUCAAACAUCUAGUGAAACAUAUAUCCCACUCCAUUUAUAAGCACUAUGAGAAACAUGACUGCUUCAGUCUCAAAGCUUUGCUGUUAUGAAGCAAACUUAAGUUGUGAGCAAAAAGCAGAGCCUGCUCACAGAAUCUGGCAAGAACAGGACUUAUAUUGCAGAAACAGAUAUUCCUAAGCAGUGCUAUGCACAAGAACACACACACAGAGACAUUCCAGAAGGAUGGUACCAGAAGACCCCAUACCAAGUAUGGUACAAACACCUCCCUGAAAAGAUAAUGAGAGUAUACUGACCCCUCGUAAAGAUAAGGUCAGGAUGACAAUAUGAUGGAUAUGAUCAAAUCAUCCAUGUAAUGGAUGGUAACAACCCAUGUCAUGGAGCAGUAACGAAUCACAUCAAAGGGGCAAUAUGUAACUUGUUUGUAUUGAUGUAUAAAAUGAAGUCUGAGGGAGUGUCUUUGGCUGGCCUAGGGGAUAAUGGAAAGUCCUGCCAUUAAUUGAGCUAGUCCAUUGCAACGGUGUACCUGUACACUAGGACCAUGCUUCAGUGACAAUAAACCUGACAGUUCUUUCGCUACAAACAGGUCUGUGGUUAUUGGGCAGUGCAAUCAAGGUCUGCUGGACCAACUGUCUGUGCAGAGCUGGGACAGCACACAAAACACACAUGCAGCCGAACAUCUCACCACACUAAGCAGUUUCACUCUUCUGAUACGUAAGAAAAUGGCCUAAACUAAAUUUAAGUAAAUUCAGUAGCAUCUUAAACCCAUCUAAUGGAAGAUCCUCCUUUAGUAAUAAUGAGAUGGUUAAUGUUGAGAAAGAUGGAGUAGACUUAAAGAGCAUUUUAGACAGUUUACCAGUAUACCCUACAACUGCAGACUAAAGCCCUGAUAUCACGAGAUUCAAAUUGUACUGGGUUUUCAUAUCUGACUUAUUUACGAUGAAAAAGUAGACAUUACUGCAAAAGCCAGUUCGCUCUCUGAAAGGAGUCAAAUAGUUUUUUUAAACAAAUAGGCUUUUCUGUUAAUUUCUCACUGCACUAAAAUUAAAUGGUUGGGUUUUUAGUAAUAUGAAGAGUUGCACAGAGGUAUCACCUUUGUAGAAGCUAAUCGCUAUAGCCUACAAUUGAGUGCCAUUUUAAAUAAGGAAGUUGGUAAUGUAAACUGCAAGUUAAAAAUACAAAAUUGAUUACUGCAGCUAGUGUUUGUCAAAGUUUUUACAAUAUUCACACAGAUGGAAAAGUCACUACUGCUCCUACUUUUUUUAAACAAAAUUUUAAUCAAUUCCAAACCGCUACAGUUGGAAUAAUGUACACUGUUGCUCUUAAAUGAAAGCAGAAAACAGCUCUUCUCUGGUAGUGAAGUCUCUCCCCUUUUCACUUCCAUCUUAUCACACAAGAUGUAAUAGUAUUUGUACCACAAAUUUUCAAACUGUAUUUUCAAAUAAGAUGACAACACAGGGUCAGUUUUACUUUAUGCAUGCAAGUCACAUGGAAUUUAGAGCAGGUGCCUUUCCUUUUCUGACAAAAGGAAACUCCAACCAUUUAAUAAAUAGGAGAAUAAAGAACAUGUGUUACCAACUAUCUGAAUAGAGUUGUAUUACAUUAAUUAUCCAAUUAAGUUUCAACCACAACUGUAUAUCCACUCUACUCAACUUUAAUCUCAUUCUGCAGAGACAGACACCUCAUUAGUGAGAGACAACUUAACAGUUUCCAGAAGAAACUGGAUCACUCAAACUAUAUGCUAUAUACGAUUUCAUCCAGGAGACUACAUGGUAAGAUGUCCGCUCAAGGAACCACCUCUCUUCUCACCGAUUUGUUCAUCAGCCGUUCUGUUCUGCAGACUCCAACAAAAGGUUCCACCAGCCAUAAUUUGAGAACCAGUGAGGUAUUGGAUAACCCCUCAACUAAAGGAUAUCUUGUUUCUAUAUCAACUGUUGUGACAGAGUUGUCAUUCUUUCAGCCCCUACAGGCUUUGGCUGUUUGAACCUAAGACACUUUUAUUGCCUUCUCAAGACCUCUCUUAUGGUAGCAACAACUUACGCAGUGGCAGGUGCUGAUAGCAUAGCUUACAUGCUGAGUAGG
Molecule: messenger RNA, 6603 nt
Organism: Chelonoidis abingdonii (Abingdon island giant tortoise)
Lineage: Eukaryota; Metazoa; Chordata; Testudines; Testudinidae
Source: RefSeq, a predicted model, not a curated record